This is a messenger RNA of Racocetra persica, 126 nucleotides long. NCBI's taxonomy places the organism in Eukaryota, Fungi, Glomeromycota, Glomeromycetes, Diversisporales, Gigasporaceae. The record is from the annotation of a GenBank genome assembly.
AUGGUAGCGAAAGUUAAAGAAGAAAGAAUGGGACAUAAAAUUAAACCGGGUGAUAGUGAUAAAAUAGCAUUUUUAAUUUCUGAAGAACUGUUAAAUAUUCCAGAAUAUGCCCAUGUUAAAAACUGA